Messenger RNA from Spodoptera littoralis (African cotton leafworm), 3009 nucleotides. The record is from the annotation of a GenBank genome assembly. NCBI's taxonomy places the organism in Eukaryota, Metazoa, Arthropoda, Insecta, Lepidoptera, Noctuidae.
AUGUUGAAAUUAUCAUAUUUUCUUCCUUUUUUAGCAUAUUUCUUGACGCAAUGCUUUUUUGUUCAACCUUUACUCAAUGCCCAAAUCAUAACAACAAAAACGUACAUGUUCUGGCCAAAUGCGACCGUACCGUUCUAUAUAAUGCCUCAACAUUUUGAUUUAGAACAAAAAUUGGUGAUAAUGAAUGCACUGUCGACAUUUGCUUUUCAAACUUGUGUGAAGUUCUUUCCCGUAUUGACGAUGCCUAAAGAAGAACAACAUGUGUUGACGUUCGCUAACCCCGAUGGGACCCGAAGAUGUAUCUUACAGUCGAGCGAACAUAGCAACUUCUUGUCUCAUCGUGUGAUAGUAGGGUACGAGUGUCUAAAGUCCCCAGAGAUUGAGAUGAUCAUCAUGAGAGCGUUGGGCCUCCCCUUCGAACAUACCCGGAUGAGUAGAGACGUCUACAUCGACGUGCUGCUUGAAAAUGUCGAACCACAUGCCGUGCAGCUGUUCGCAAGAGACAAUGUACUACCACCAGUGAUGCGAGCAUUACCGUAUGACAUCAAUAGUGUCAUGCACUUCGGGGAAAGAGAUUACAGCAAGAAUGGACAUCGGACCAUCAUAUUUAAGAAUCACAACAUACACCAAAACCGCGUCGGUCUAACAGCUAACGAUUUACGUAAAAUAGAACUCGUUUACGGUCCAGAAUGCCGCAAUAGAGAUCGUCAAGAAAAAUUCGAACUCUGCCAAUCAUACCCAGGCGUUGUAAGACGGAAGAGAGACAUUGAAGCUACUGAACCUCCAGCGAAUAAGAGCUUGAGAGUAAAUAGGAAUAUCACACCACCUCCUGCCAUAGUCCAGUUAGCCGAAGCCACACCACUCAAUGAAACCCAAGCAGACAAUACUACACAUGCAGAAACUGAUGGAGCUGAUUACAUUUCAAAAAGUCUCAACUCUUUAGGCAUUGCUAAUGAAACUGAGGACAUUAUAGAAAAAGUCUACAAAGUAUCUGCACUAGCUUUGAAGAACGCUAGAGAUAAAUACUGUAAUACGACUGGAAAUAAUUCUGAUAUAGUUACACCAGUUGCUAGUACUGAAAGAAAGAAGAAAUUUAAUACGACAGAUAUCUUAGGAGUACUUGAAGUUAUAGCUGAUUAUGCCAAAUCUAUGGUCGAUCAUGCAAUACAGAAUCUAACGACCUUUUGUGAGAGUUCUAAAUCAAUUGAAGAAUACCAAAGGCAGUGCUCGUUCGGUGAUAAAUCCAGGUGCCCCAAAAGUUAUCGGUCUACCAAAUCAGGUGCUGUUAAAUAUAGUACGCAACACAGACCGAUUUAUAAACAGCAGACUAGACAUGACGGCAGUCCUGUUAAAGGAUCCUAUAAUAAAUUCAGAAGGAUUGAUGAUACUGAAACUACAACUCCUUCUGUAAAACCAAGACGGAAGAGAGAAGUGUCUACUACUCCCGCAGAAGUCGCUAAAGACCAAAAAGUUAAAGAAAUUAAAUUAAAAGAUAAAGUGAAAAUAAAGGAUACUGCUUCAACAAAAUCGGAAAAGAAAAGCAGUGUAGCAAAGACUAAGAAAGAAGAUAAAAAAGAGGUUAAGAAAGUGAAUGCUGAUAAAAAUAAAGAGGAUGAGAAAAAACCAAGGAGAUUUUUCGAAGAAAGUCGGUUUCAAGGAAAAAGUCCAGUAGAGGGUUUAGGUGAAGAGUGGGAAGAUUCGAAUGUAUCUCUGGAUCUGGACAAAGCCGGCGGUACAAUUGUCAGACUGAAUGCUCAGAGAGAACCAGCGGGCAUUGAUAACGCAGAAAAAGAAACGGAAUCGGAAGCCGACAAAGUUAUAGACAAAGAAGAUUUAGUAAAAGAAGUAUUAAACGAAGGACUAGACUCCAUCUUGGGUGGCAAUAACGAUGAAAAGGACAACAAUCAACCAACAGCCUUAGAAGAUAAUGAAGGAGAUGAAGAAGAUGAGGUGGAUGGAGAUGAUGCUGGAGAAAAAGAUAAUGAAGGGACAAUAGAAGAGGAUGAAUCGCAGAAGGAAAAAUCUGACAAGGAAGAAAUUUUGGAUGUUGAAAAGAGUGAGGAGAAGUUGGUAGAAGAAGUUAAAGAAGAGAUCACGGAUGAAAAGCCGAAGAUAGAGAAAGAUAUAACCGAUGUUGCGGCGAUGUCUGUUCAUAAUGAUAUUCAUGAUAAAUACAAGACAAAAAAUAAAGAAAAGAAAGUCGUGAAAGAGAAAGCACGAUCAAGAAAACGAAAAAGGUCACAUGGUGACUUGCCAGAAACUGUGAAACUGAAUAAAUUGAACAAGGAAUUUUAUAAUGAAAGGAGAUGGCCUGAUGGUGUUGUGAGAUACGUAAUCAAGAAAUUACCUGGUUAUGAUUUAGAAGAUCUUCGCAAUAGACUGGCUGAAGUUAACAACAUAUUAGUUAGAAAAACAUGUGUCAAGUUGGUCGAAGUGGACGCCAAGGAGGCUAGAGGAUAUGACGACUAUUUGGUGCUGGAUAAUAGUCCUGAUUAUGUGACUGGCAGAGUUGGAGGGAAACAGAUCUUCGGUUGCGUGGAGCUGUUCAAGGGUGACCAGCACGUACAGCAUACAGCGAUGAUGGUAAUGGCGAUGCUCGGAUUCUACUUCGAGGUCUCCAGGCAUGACCGGGACCGUCAUAUACGAGUGCACAUGCGUCAUGUUAGACCUGACAAACUUCACCAUUUUGAAAAGAUACGCGACGAAGCGACUUUAGACAUGCCGUAUGACUAUCAAAGCGCCACGCAUCCUGCUUGGCAAUUUUGGCGGAAGAUCGGCAAGACUGGCAUAUCCACAGUCGCCACUUACAAAGAUCAUGAUCCAGACGGCUCCAUAAUGAGAUCCCUCGGUCAAAAUAACGAACUUCUAUCACAAGGUGACAUCAUAAAAAUAAAUAGUGUCUAUGGCGUCCACUGUUUCCAAUCCAACAAGAAUCGAGCAUCAGAACGUAUGAAGAAAUCUAAACACAAAUCGAAAAGAUCUAAAAAUAAUAAAGAUGAAAAACCAUAA